Messenger RNA from Akanthomyces muscarius, 222 nucleotides. RefSeq lists its product as uncharacterized. Bases 1 to 222 code for a protein of 73 amino acids. The transcript is spliced from 3 exons. The record is from RefSeq and is a predicted model, not a curated record. Lineage: Eukaryota; Fungi; Ascomycota; Sordariomycetes; Hypocreales; Cordycipitaceae.
AUGAAGGAUUUGUCGCUUGAAUCCGCAAAGCCAUCGACUCCAAAUCCUGUCAAGCGACGACGCCGAGGUGGUCCAAGAAACAAAACUGGUGACGAUACGUGCAAGGCACGCCACACACGGUGCGACGAGGGGAAGCCUUGCACUACUCACAUGCAGACGGGCCACGGCAAGCUGCGGCCGAUGCUCCGUCUUCUGCCAGCAACCAACAAGCACACUUCCUAG